UUAAAUAUUUACAUCCUCGAAGUUUUCGUACGUUCCAUGGAAAAGUGUGGUCUGAUUUUCCAGAAGAACAUGAGAAGCCCUCAGACGACACGGGUGGGUGUGAAACAGGUGAAGCAGGAGUCAUCGGAAGAGUGGGAUGAAAGCAUGCCUCUGCCCGGGGACGUCAUUGAAGGAAUUGCUAAGGAUGAUUCUGAGGAGUUGUUUGUGCCGGCCACGGCCAAGUCAGAGCUCAGGUCACAGCUUGGUAAGAUUAAACAGCAGGGGGACGUGAUAUGGGUGAAGGUUAGAAGGGGUGACAGGGCAGUAAAGCUCCGGGCACGUAUCGUGCAAGAGAAGUUCUCAGUGCUCCAUAAGAAGUUCACCAUUAGAGCGGCUGAAGAUGACAGGCAUGUUGCGGUUUUAGGGGACUUGACCUUGGAACAAUGCACGGAAUUGCAAGAAAUGAGCAGAAGGGUCGUAAAUGUGGACUGUUGGGGAUUUAACAAAAGGGGAGUUAAGUACAAUUGGAAGAUGAAAGUGGGAACAUACCUGCCAGACCAAAAUGCUUCAAUUGUUAGCUCCAUACUAUUCAUGCCCCUGCAAUUCGAGCACUGCAUCGAGGCCACUACAGUCAGAUGCAUGGCCUGGUUUUCUGCAGCAGUUUCCUCUGGGGCUCCUCUGGUCUUUGUUAAUAUCCAAACAGAACAGACACUCAGCUCGGAGAAAAUUAAUUCCACAGGGAGAGAAAUAAGUCGGUGUAGGCAACAAAACAAUACAAACGUCCAAAGAGUUCAAGGUAUAAGACUAUGGUUUCUACCUGGAGUUGCUGAAGUUUCACUUGAAUUGGUUCCUCAACAAGGGGAAAUGCGGUUCGGAAUGGAAAUUAAACCAACAGAAGAGGGCUUUAUCUAUGUUUACUCGGUAACAAACGGUUUAGCUGCUGACCGCGCUGGGCUUGGGCACCUACGUGAAGAAGCAAUAGCAACAGGAUACCUUGUCGUGAUCUCUCGAUUAGAAGGCAAAAGUAUUAUGCCUUCAAACGCAUGCUCUGAUGGGCUUAUACAUUGUUGUGAUCACAAUGAAAUUAGGGACACCCUCACUUCAGCAAUCGCCCAAAUGGAUAUAAUUCAACUUCACAUUAUGGCUUGGCCUCAUCAAACAUGUCCCACUAGUGCUGCACAAUCCAUGGCUGCUGCAAAACUCCGUCCUCCAAAAGAGUGUCAAAUUUGAGAACUGUUCGCACCAAUAAAUUCCUUGGCCUCCCAAAAUCAAUAUCCCCAUAAAUGUCUUGUUAUUCUCCGACUUUUUUGAUCACAUCAGAUUAAGCAUCUCUAAUCCAUUUCAAGUCCAAUAUAGGAGAGCAAUGCUUAACCUUCACACAAAAAACACCAUAUGUGUGUUUGAUAAACCUUUUUAGCAUGUAUUUCUUUUUGUGUUUUAGUUGAAAAAGUGUUUUGAAGUGAUGUAAAAGUGAAAUGAGUUUUGAGUUU
Molecule: messenger RNA, 1469 nt
Organism: Alnus glutinosa
Lineage: Eukaryota; Viridiplantae; Streptophyta; Magnoliopsida; Fagales; Betulaceae
Exons: 4
Coding region: 37-1209 (390 amino acids)
Source: RefSeq, a predicted model, not a curated record